AUGGUAAUCAGUUGGAGAUUAAACUCUCUACACAAGAACAUCGCUGACAACGUUCUAUUUCUUCAAACCGCUAGUGAAAUCCGGACUGAACUUAAUCAUCGCUAUGCUCAAUCCAAUGGGGCUUUACUUUACCAAAUUCAACAACAGUUGUAUUCAAUUUCACAAGGAUUUGAAGAUUUUUCGACUUAUUUCACCAAAUUAAGUAAAAUUUGUGAUCAAUUAGGGAUCGUUCAAGGAAUUUCUCCUUGUUCCUGUGCUUCUGCUACUGCAAUCAAUAAAGUCCUAGAAGAUCAACGUCUCAUUCAAUUGUUAAUGGGACUUAAUGAAUCUUAUAAGAUCAUCCGUGGUCAAAUACUAAUGAUUAAGCCAUUACCAACAAUCUCGACCGUGUAUUCUCACAUUAUCCAGGAAGAAAGACAAAGAGGUAUUACUACAACCUCUCCUCUCAAUCCACAUGCUACUGCUAUGCAUGUCUCUACCGAUUCCUCGAAUUCCAAGAAACAAUUGUUUUGCAACCAUUGUAAGAAGUCUGGUCAUACGAAAUCACAAUGGUACAGACUCGUUGGAUUCCCUACUAGUUUCAAGUUCACCAAAGUCAAGAAAAAAGAAUCUAAACCUACAGUUCAAAAUGUUACGACUAUGACUGCUCCCGACAUUUCACAAGAGCAAUAUGACAUUUGCUUCAACUUCUUCGUACUAAUUCCAUUACUCAUACUUCAUCAUUCAAUCAAGUCAAUUCAUCUAUCACUGGAGGUUCUAUGA
Messenger RNA from Lactuca sativa (garden lettuce), 762 nucleotides. RefSeq lists its product as uncharacterized. NCBI's taxonomy places the organism in Eukaryota, Viridiplantae, Streptophyta, Magnoliopsida, Asterales, Asteraceae. The record is from RefSeq and is a predicted model, not a curated record.